Argiope bruennichi is the source of this 1502-nucleotide messenger RNA. It is a transcript of the gene Tgt, whose product is annotated as queuine tRNA-ribosyltransferase catalytic subunit 1-like. Gene Ontology annotation, molecular function: tRNA-guanosine(34) queuine transglycosylase activity. Gene Ontology annotation, cellular component: cytosol. The record is from RefSeq and is a predicted model, not a curated record. Bases 74 to 1273 code for a protein of 399 amino acids. Lineage: Eukaryota; Metazoa; Arthropoda; Arachnida; Araneae; Araneidae. The transcript has 8 exons.
AAUAACUCAACUUUUAUGUAAUUGUUUAUUUACAUUUGUUAAAACGCGUGUCGUCGGCAAAGAAUUGGAAAGCAUGGCAGCACCGGCAGCGGCGUCGGAAUUUGCUUUGACAUUUUCUAUUCUAAAAACAUGUCCUGUUACGAAAGCUCGGACUUCUAUCUUAACUCUACCUCAUGCUGUUGUAAAAACUCCAGUGUUUAUGCCUGUAGGAACCCAAGGAACUCUUAAAGGUUUGCUACCAGAGCAGUUAGAAGAGUUAAACUGUAAUAUGAUGCUAUCUAACACGUACCAUUUAGGAAUGAGACCAGGCCAAGAAAUUAUUGAAAAAGCUGGUGGACUUCAUAAAUUUAUGAAUUGGAAAAAUGGAUUACUCACUGACAGUGGGGGUUUUCAAAUGGUUUCUCUUGUCAAAUUAUCUAAAGUGACAGAAGAUGGUGUAAACUUUGUCUCUCCUUAUGAUGAAAAAGAAAUCUUAUUGACACCUGAGAAGUCAAUAGAUAUCCAAAAUAGCAUUGGCGCUGAUAUCAUCAUGCAACUUGAUGAUGUAGUCAGCAGCACGAUCUCAGGACCACGAGUAGAAGAAGCAAUGCACAGAACUUAUAGAUGGUUAGAUAGAUGCAUCAAACAACAUGCAAAACCUGAAAGUCAGAAUUUAUUUCCCAUUGUUCAAGGUGGCCUUGAUCCUGAAUUAAGACGGCAAUGUGUAGCAGAGUUACUGAAAAGAAAAGUUGCUGGUUAUGCCAUUGGAGGUCUGAGUGGUGGUGAGGCAAAAGAAGACUUUUGGAAAAUGGUGCAUUUAAGUACAGACUUGUUACCAAAAGAUAAACCAAGAUACUUAAUGGGAGUUGGAUUCCAGCUUGAUCUCGUAGUGUGCUCUGCCCUUGGCUGUGAUAUGUUUGAUUGUGUUUUUCCUACAAGAACUGCUAGAUUUGGAACUGCUCUGGUUCCAGGUGGAGAGCUCAAUUUGAAACUCCAAAAGUUUGCCAAAGAUUUUCGGCCCAUUGAUGAAAACUGUAAAUGUCCAACUUGUGUUCGUUACUCUCGAGCUUAUAUUUACCAGAUCAUAAGAAAGGAGCCUGCUGCUUGUCAUAUGAUUACAACUCACAACAUUGCCCAUCAAAUGAACUUAAUGAAAUCUAUUCGGGAAAGCAUUCUAGAAGAACGGUUCCCUCAAUUCAUUGAAGAUUUCAUGCUGAAGAUGUUUCCUAACAAAGAUUAUCCUCCAUGGGCUGUAGAUGCUUUGCAGGCAGUUAACAUUCAUCUGCCUUCGUAGUUCUGAUGUAGCAUUUUUAAUUGUUGAAAGAAGUAAUGAGACUAUUUCUGUGGCUGCUUUGAAAACAAUGUCAAAUAUUCUACUUAUUGAAUUUUAUUUAUAACUAUCUCCUUCUAUUAUUGUGAUCUAUUCAUGGAAAAGAUGAGCAAUGAAAUGUUAGUUUUUUAGGAAAACCAAAGAAUUAUUCUAUUUUAUUCUACUGUUUAUCGUUUUUUUUUACAUGAAGACU